AUGGAAGGUGAAACAAAAGUGUUUCUGCUCGUAUAUGUGGAUGAUAUGUUGCUAUCUGGAAUAUCGGAUGCUAUCGUGAAGAAGAUCGUUCACAGUCUGUUCGAAUUAACGGAUCUCGGUGAAGUUCGCCACUUCUUGGGAAUAGAAGUGCUACGUGGAGAAGAUUGCUACAGGAUACGGCUGAAGAAUUACAUCGAGGAGCUCAUUUCGAAGAACGGUAUGCAUGAAUCGAAGACUACUAGAUCGCCGAUGGAUCAUGGUUUUUUGAAAGAUGGAAACAACAGUGCAGUGUUCGAAGAUGCUACCAAAUAUAGGUGUCUAGUUGGUGGACUGCUGUACUUGUCGGUUGUUGCUCGACCGGAUAUUGCUGCGUCCACGUCGGUUCUUGGUAGAAGUUUUUCGGCUCCCAGCGAAGCAGAUUGGACCGCUGCUAUUUAA
Messenger RNA from Ochlerotatus camptorhynchus, 438 nucleotides. RefSeq lists its product as uncharacterized. The transcript has a single exon. NCBI's taxonomy places the organism in Eukaryota, Metazoa, Arthropoda, Insecta, Diptera, Culicidae. The record is from RefSeq and is a predicted model, not a curated record. The coding region runs from base 1 to 438 and encodes 145 amino acids.